Messenger RNA from Otolemur garnettii (small-eared galago), 2198 nucleotides. It is a transcript of the gene CAMKK1, whose product is annotated as calcium/calmodulin dependent protein kinase kinase 1. NCBI's taxonomy places the organism in Eukaryota, Metazoa, Chordata, Mammalia, Primates, Galagidae. Gene Ontology annotation, molecular function: protein kinase activity; ATP binding. The transcript has 17 exons. Bases 81 to 1598 code for a protein of 505 amino acids. The record is from RefSeq and is a predicted model, not a curated record. Gene Ontology annotation, biological process: CAMKK-AMPK signaling cascade; protein phosphorylation; activation of protein kinase activity.
CGCCUGCCGGUGCGCGGAGACUGUCGCCUGGCGCUCAGGUUUCCAACAAGGCUGCACAGACAACCCCCUUGACUGAGGCAAUGGAGGGGGGCCCUGCUGUCUGCUGCCAGGACCCUCGGGCAGAGCUGGUAGAACGGGUGGCAGCCAUCGAUGUGGCCCACUUGGAAGAGGUGGAUGGUGGUGCAGAGCCUGCCAGGAAUGGUGUGGACCCUCCGCCACGGGCUAGAGCUGCUUCUGUGAUCCCUGGCAGUGCUUCAAGACCCCCCCUAGCCCGGCCCAGCCUCUCAGCUAGGAAGUUCUCCUUGCAGGAGCGGCCAGCGGGAAGUUGCCUGGAGGCCCAGGCUGGGCCUUAUGCCACGGGGCCUGCCAGCCACAUCUCCCCACGGGCCUGGCGGAGGCCCACCAUAGAGUCCCACCACGUGGCCAUCUCGGACUCAGAGGACUGUGUGCAGUUGAACCAGUAUAAGCUGCAGAGCGAGAUUGGCAAGGGUGCCUACGGCGUGGUGAGGCUGGCCUACAAUGAAAGUGAAGACAGACACUAUGCAAUGAAAGUUCUUUCCAAAAAGAAGUUACUGAAGCAAUAUGGCUUUCCACGUCGCCCUCCCCCAAGGGGGUCUCAUGCUACCCAGGGAGGUCCAGCCAAGCAGCUGCUGCCCUUGGAGCGGGUAUACCAGGAAAUUGCCAUCCUAAAGAAGCUGGACCAUAUUAAUGUGGUCAAACUGAUUGAGGUCCUGGACGACCCAGCGGAGGACAAUCUCUAUUUGGUGUUUGACCUCCUGAGAAAGGGGCCGGUCAUGGAAGUGCCCUGCGACAAGCCCUUCCCAGAAGAACAAGCUCGGCUCUACCUGCGGGACAUCAUCCUGGGCCUAGAGUAUUUGCACUUCCAGAAGAUCGUCCACAGGGACAUCAAGCCUUCCAACCUGCUGCUGGGGGAUGAUGGGCAUGUGAAGAUCGCCGACUUCGGUGUCAGCAACCAGUUUGAGGGGAACGAUGCCCAGCUGUCCAGCACGGCCGGAACCCCAGCAUUCAUGGCCCCUGAAGCUAUUUCUGAUUCUGGCCAGAGCUUCAGUGGGAAGGCCUUGGAUGUAUGGGCCACUGGGGUUACACUGUACUGCUUUGUCUAUGGGAAGUGCCCGUUCAUUGAUGAUUACAUCCUGGCCCUGCACAGGAAGAUCAAGAAUGAGCCAGUGGUCUUUCCUGAGGAGCCCAAGGUCAGCGAGGAGCUCAAGGAUCUAAUCCUGAAGAUGCUAGACAAGAAUCCUGAAACGAGAAUUGGGGUGCCAGACAUCAAGUUGCACCCCUGGGUGACCAAGCAUGGGGAGGAACCCCUCCCCUCGGAGGAGGAGCACUGCAGUGUGGUGGAAGUGACUGAGGAAGAGGUGAAGAACUCCGUGAGGCUCAUUCCCAGCUGGACCACGGUGAUCCUGGUGAAGUCCAUGCUGCGAAAGCGUUCCUUUGGAAACCCGUUUGAGCCCCAAGCACGGAGGGAAGAGCGAUCCAUGUCUGCUCCAGGAAACUUGAUCGUGAAAGAAGGGUAUGGUGAAGGGGGCAAGAGCCCAGAGCUCCCUGGUGUCCAAGAAGACGAGGCUGCAUCCUGAGCCCCUGCAUGCGCCCAGGGCCGCCCGGCAGCACACUCAUCCCGCGCCUCCAGAGGCCCACUGCCCUCAUGCGACAGCUGCCCCUGCGGGCAGGGGGCUAGAAACCACGGCCCCUCUCCUGGCCACCUCCCCCUGUCGUGCUGCAUGACCUCCACGCACGCACGUCCAGGGACAGGAUUGGAAUGUAUGUCAUUUGGGGAUCGGGGGGCAGGGCUCCCACAAGGCCUUCCUUCUCUUCCUGGCUCUCUGUGGCCUGACCCAUUCUGUGGGGAAACCAGGUGCCUAUGGAGCCCCAGAAACCCUACCCAGCUGGUCGGCAAGGCUCAGACAGGAGGCAGAAGAUCAAGACGCUUACUGCAACCGAAGAGACCUCCAGGGGUGCUGGGCAGGCCUGGCUUAGCCAUCACACACACAUGGAGGGGGUUACCCUGCCCACUCUGGGGUGGGAGGUGGUGCCAGAGUGCUUGUCUACUGAUAAUGCUGGUAUGGAGGCUGUGGCCCCUUGAUGUAUUCCUGGGCUAUACUGGGAGGGUCAGUAUUGGAGAAUUCAGAUAUCUUUUUUGUUAUAUUUUACUUUUAUUUUUAACUUGGGGGUGAGGG